UGCGAGGCCUCGGGAGGAAAAUCCUAAGAAGAAGGCGCUCUCGAUUGGGCACUGGCAAGUGUAGCGUCAGAGGAUUCAGCCAACCAGAACGCUUUUCAACCCGCCAAGGCCCCGCCUCUUCCUCGAGGUACACUUUGGUGGCGGGAAAAGUUGGGAAAUUUUCGCGCCGGGGCGGAGUCACCCGGGAGCGUCCGCGCGGCUUUAGAGGAGGCGAUUUUGCUGCAGUUCUGAGGCUGCGGGCAUGGCGGGCACUGUGGUGCUGGACGAUGUGGAGCUGCGGGAGGCCCAGCGAGAUUACCUGGACUUCCUGGACGAUGAGGAAGACCAGGGAAUUUAUCAGAGCAAAGUUAGGGAGCUGAUCAGUGACAACCAAUACCGACUGAUUGUGAACGUGAACGACCUGCGCAGGAAGAAUGAGAAGAGGGCUAACCGCCUCCUGAACAACGCCUUUGAGGAGCUGCUUGCCUUCCAGCGGGCCUUAAAGGAUUUUGUGGCCUCCAUUGAUGCUACUUAUGCCAAGCAGUAUGAAGAGUUCUACAUAGGGUUGGAGGGCAGCUUUGGGUCCAAGCACGUCUCUCCGCGGACUCUGACCUCCUGCUUCCUCAGCUGUAUAGUCUGUGUGGAGGGCAUUGUCACCAAAUGCUCUCUCGUUCGCCCUAAAGUUGUCCGCAGUGUCCAUUACUGUCCUGCCACCAAGAAGACCAUAGAACGACGUUAUUCUGAUCUUACCACCCUGGUGGCCUUUCCGUCAAGCUCUGCCUAUCCCACCAAGGAUGAAGAAAACAAUCCCCUUGAGACAGAAUAUGGCCUUUCCGUGUAUAAAGACCAUCAGACCAUUACUAUCCAGGAGAUGCCAGAGAAAGCUCCCGCCGGCCAGCUGCCCCGCUCUGUGGAUGUCAUUCUGGAUGAUGAUCUGGUGGACAAAGUGAAGCCUGGGGACAGAAUCCAGGUGGUAGGAACUUACCGCUGCCUUCCUGGAAAAAAGGGUGGCUACACCUCAGGAACCUUCAGGACUGUCCUGAUUGCCUGCAAUGUGAAGCAAAUGAGCAAGGAUAUUCAGCCUUCAUUCUCUGCUGAAGAUAUAGCCAAGAUCAAGAAGUUCAGUAAAACCCGUUCCAAGGAUAUGUUUGACCAGCUGGCCAGAUCACUGGCCCCAAGUAUCCACGGGCAUGAUUAUGUCAAGAAGGCGAUCCUCUGCCUGCUCUUGGGAGGAGUGGAACGAGACCUGGAAAAUGGCAGCCACAUCCGUGGGGACAUCAAUAUCCUCUUAAUAGGGGACCCAUCGGUUGCCAAGUCUCAGCUGCUGCGCUAUGUCCUUUGCACUGCUCCUCGGGCUAUUCCCACCACCGGCCGGGGAUCCUCAGGAGUGGGUCUCACAGCUGCUGUCACCACAGACCAGGAAACAGGGGAGCGCCGUCUGGAAGCGGGAGCUAUGGUCCUGGCUGACCGAGGUGUGGUCUGCAUUGACGAAUUUGACAAGAUGUCUGACAUGGAUCGCACAGCCAUCCACGAAGUGAUGGAGCAGGGUCGGGUGACCAUCGCCAAGGCAGGCAUCCAUGCACGCCUGAAUGCUCGCUGCAGUGUCUUGGCAGCUGCCAAUCCUGUCUAUGGCAGGUAUGAUCAAUAUAAGACGCCCAUGGAGAAUAUUGGGCUGCAGGACUCGCUGCUGUCCCGAUUUGACUUACUGUUCAUCAUGCUGGACCAGAUGGAUCCUGAGCAGGAUCGGGAGAUCUCAGACCACGUCCUUCGGAUGCACCGUUACCGAGCCCCCGGGGAACAGGAUGGUGAUGCUAUGCCCCUGGGUAGUGCUGUGGAUAUCCUGGCCACAGAUGAUCCCGAUUUCAACCAGGAGGACCAGCAGGACACUCAGAUUUAUGAGAAGCACGACAACCUCCUGCAUGGAACCAAGAAGAAAAAGGAGAAGAUGGUGAGUGCGGCAUUCAUGAGGAAGUACAUCCACGUGGCCAAGAUCAUCAAGCCUGUUCUCACGCAGGAAUCGGCUGCCUACAUUGCGGAGGAGUACUCACGCCUGCGUAGCCAGGACAGCCUGAGCUCAGACACAGCCAGGACAUCUCCAGUAACAGCCCGAACAUUGGAAACUCUGAUUCGAUUGGCCACUGCCCAUGCCAAGGCCCGCAUGAGCAAGACCGUGGACCUGCAGGAUGCAGAGGAAGCUGUGGAACUGGUCCAGUACGCUUACUUCAAGAAGGUUCUGGAGAAGGAGAAGAAGCGUAAGAAGCGAAGUGAGGAUGAAUCAGAGUCAGAAGAAGAAGAAGGGGAGAAAAGCCAGGAGGACCAAGAACAAAAGAGGAAGAGGAGGAAGACUCGCCCAGCAGAUGCCAAGGAUGGCGAAUCGUAUGACCCCUAUGACUUCAGUGAUGCAGAGGAGGAAAUGCCUCAAGAGCACACUCCGAAGACAGCGGAUUCUCAGGAGACCAAGGAGUCCCAGAAGGUGGAGUUGAGUGAGUCCAGGUUGAAGGCAUUCAAGGUGGCCCUCUUGGACGUGUUCCGGGAAGCUCACGCACAGUCCGUGGGCAUGAAUCGACUCACAGAAUCCAUCAACAAGGACAAGGAAGAGCCCUUCUCUUCAGCAGAGAUAGAGUCCGCUCUGAGCAGGAUGCAAGAUGACAACCAGGUCAUGGUGUCUGAGGGUAUCGUCUUCCUUAUCUGA
This is a messenger RNA of Ochotona princeps (American pika), 2671 nucleotides long. RefSeq names its product minichromosome maintenance complex component 3 (gene MCM3). The transcript is spliced from 17 exons. Gene Ontology annotation, cellular component: MCM complex; nucleus. Gene Ontology annotation, molecular function: single-stranded DNA binding; ATP hydrolysis activity; single-stranded DNA helicase activity. The coding region runs from base 242 to 2671 and encodes 809 amino acids. Gene Ontology annotation, biological process: DNA replication; mitotic DNA replication initiation; DNA strand elongation involved in DNA replication. The record is from RefSeq and is a predicted model, not a curated record. Lineage: Eukaryota; Metazoa; Chordata; Mammalia; Lagomorpha; Ochotonidae.